AAAAAAAAGAAAUUAAUAUUACUUGUGCUUUUGGAACAUGAAAAAUUAAAUAUUAUUUAAUAAAUCUUCAUUAAAAACCUUUUGUAAACUAUUCAUAUUUUUGACUCAACCUAUACGAGUUGUUUUAAAAUUAAUUUGGGCAUCCUCUCCACAAAGUUAAUGACGUCAUAAUAGUAUUAAAUAGAAUGAGUGUUUAAGUAAUAUGUUUUUAUUUUUAGGUUUGUUUGGACUCUUUGUUUUAUCGAUUCGUUGUUUCAUUGUACAUAAAACAUAUAUAUCUACCCCCACCAAAAUAUCGAUGACGUCAUUUCAAAAAAUUGUUAGACAUUUCUAAGUUGAUAUUUUUUUGGAAAAAUAUUUAUUACGAGUCUAACAAAAAUAAAAAAAUUAAUUAACAACACACAGUAUUACAAUAUUAAGUAGUUCCAUGAAUUAAAAAAAAAUAUUUUGUGUACAAUAAACUAAUAAAACGAUAAUAAAUAAAUUCAAAAACCCACAUUUCCUCGCACUCGCACUUACCAAGGACUUCAUGCUGCUGAACUUGAAGACGUCCAAAAACCGCUAAGACGUCAACAAACAAUUCACACUCACCUCCGUGGAACAAAUGCACCAGAUCCUGAAACCCCUCUCUUAUUUAUAGUUUAAAAGAACCCAGAGUAUAUUUUUGUUGAAAACACGUCCCAGUUUGCAAGAAGGAGAGAGAGAGACGUACAAUUUCACUAAACCGGUGGAGAGUACUUUCGCUGAAGGUUACUGUAUCCUUAAUAUUUUUCAUAAUUGUGACCAUAGCAUGCUGCGGAGACGCUCUUUUUGACGUGCUUCACCUAAUUACGAUGCAUUUGUGCAUUGUUUUGCGGAAAAAAUGAAAUAAUUUCCUUUUAAUGAGUACGCGAAAAGUGGGUAUUUGUUAUAUUUAAUUGGCACGGUCUCUCUAAUGCCGUUGUUAUUAAAGUUGCAUCACGUCAUCUAAAAUGCAUUAUUUUUGGAUUUGGCCGGGGAGGAAAAGUUGGACGAUUUUGUUAAUUAUUUGAAAAGGUGAUAUUAAUUUUAUUGUACUUUCAGAUUUAAUUUGUUAGCGAUACGGUGAGCAGCAAUGUGUUAAAAAUGCUUUCAAAAAUUGUUGCGAUAACUGAGGCUAAUUAAAGUGUGGACUAAUUGCAAUCAUUAAUUUGACUAUGGAUUCUCUAGUGUUUGCAUGCUCUGAAUAUUACAAACAAUUUUAACAGUAACACAAUUAAUUAAGUUUUUGUUUAAUUAAGGAAUUUGUCAACGGCAAAAAAAUAGAAACAUUUAUUUAUCACCUAUGAUGAAAAACAUUAGCCAAGAAUUAGCAGCAAGCUGGUAAUGCUUUAGGCAUGAGAGAGCGAACCAUUACUUUUAUUGGAUUCAGGUUUUAAUUAACAAUCAAACAAAUGUUGACUUUUGUCUUUACGACCUGUUAAAACCGAUCAAUGCUUUCUAUUUUCUUAAAAUAAUUAAAUUUUUUUUAAAUAAUUGUUACACCUCAUUAUUGAUCAAACACUUCUAGAGGUAAUCAAUAUUCCCAUAGCAUCAACCCUUGUUUACUUGCUAUUUAUUAGAGACCGUCAGAUCCAGUUGAAACUUCAGUGUCCAAAAUGGUCAUUCUUCACGUCAAACACAACGACCAAAACCAGUUUCUGUUCGAAACCACCCUCAAAACCUCCGUCGAAGAAGUCGCCUCUAAAAUAACCGCCAUCUAUAAUGGCCGCCUCAAAGUCAACCGGAUUUGUGGCGAAAUGGAAGAACUGGCCAAACACGGUACGUUGUACCCUCCUGAAAUUUUAGGAUUGACGCCGGAACAAGUCCAAGAAAUGAAGCUAGUGGACACCUGGGGCGAAAAGUGCAUUCCUAGUGGGGGCUAUACGAUGGUGGACGACCCCAUAGGGCGCAGAAACGGGAAGCAACCUCGCAAAGAAAUGCAAGACGUGUUACACAAGGCAAUCAAGGAUGCUAAGGAGAUGAUUUCGAAGAACCUGGUGCUGCAGCACAAGUGUUUGACUAUGAAGGUGGUGCAGGAGGCUGUAAGUUUGUUAAAAGGGGCAACGAUGAUCGUGUAUCCGAUGAAGUUGCCCCCGCACGAUGUGAUUCGUAUGGAGUUCGAAAAUAUUGAGGAUUUGUCAGGAACGCAGGCUUCUUUGGAGGUGGUUGAUCCAGCGACGGCUCAGUUGUGGUUUUGCGGGAAAGAGAUGUACCGAGACGGGAAAGUCUUAGGCGAUUAUGUUGGUAAAAUCGAAAAUUGCAAGGUGAUUGUCAAGUUGACUAAGCGGGGACAGGGACCACCAGCAAGAGAGCCGAUUAUGUCAGAAGAACAAAGAAAAGAAUUUAUGCUUCAUGCGUAUAGGAAGCAAGAAGAACUGAAGAAGUUAGACGCGGAUGACGACGACAAUUAUUUUAAUAGUGAAUGGGCGGAUAGUAACAAUUUAAAGAAAACGUUCCACGGACUUAACAAUAUUUCGUGGCGACCAGGAAAAUAAAUGAUCAGUUGAUGUUAGUUUCAAUAAAUAUCUUUAUUUUGUCUUCACUUUAUAAAAUUUGUUACAUUUCUUAGUUGUACACUUUUUUUACAAUGAGCGUUGUGCUCCUGGGGCUAUAGAA
Molecule: messenger RNA, 2616 nt
Organism: Zophobas morio
Lineage: Eukaryota; Metazoa; Arthropoda; Insecta; Coleoptera; Tenebrionidae
Product: cilia- and flagella-associated protein 298
Exons: 3
Coding region: 1617-2495 (292 amino acids)
Biological process (GO): regulation of cilium movement
Source: RefSeq, a predicted model, not a curated record